Molecule: messenger RNA, 1005 nt
Organism: Lizanozyma spartinae
Lineage: Eukaryota; Fungi; Ascomycota; Pichiomycetes; Serinales; Debaryomycetaceae
Gene: VPS74
Exons: 1
Coding region: 1-1005 (334 amino acids)
Biological process (GO): Golgi to plasma membrane protein transport; Golgi vesicle budding; retrograde vesicle-mediated transport, Golgi to endoplasmic reticulum
Cellular component (GO): trans-Golgi network; cytosol; Golgi cisterna
Molecular function (GO): phosphatidylinositol-4-phosphate binding
Source: RefSeq, a predicted model, not a curated record
AUGUCUUCUGGCUUGCAAAGACGUCGUGGGGCUGCUCCUGCCAAACAAUCGAAUAAUACUGAGUCGUAUGACGGAGAAACAGAAGAUAAUCUGGGCCACAAGAUUGGAUACGAUUCCAGAGAUAUCGAAGACCCCAAAGAUGUCAACUUGCCAUUGUUAACGCUUAUGGAAGAAGUAUUAUUGAUGGGGUUAAAGGACAAAGAAGGGUAUUUGUCCUUUUGGAACGAUAACAUUUCUUAUGCGUUAAGAGGAUGUAUAUUGUUGGAGUUGGCCUUUAGAAAUAAGAUUUCCUUAGUAAAUGAUCCUGCUAGACGUCGGUUUGAGUUAAGUGAUAGGUUAAUUGAAGUGAUUAAUACUGAACCCACUGGAGAAGUCUUGUUGGAUGAAACAUUAAGAAUCAUGAAGGGAGAUGAAUCCAAUUUAUCCGUCACCAAUUGGAUUGAUUUAUUAAGUGGAGAGACUUGGAACUUAUUGAAGAUCAAUUAUCAAUUGAAACAAGUUAGAGAAAGAUUAGCUAAGGGACUUGUUGAUAAAGGAAUAUUAAGAAAUGAACGGAAAAAUUUCUUUUUGUUUGACAUGGCAACUCACCCUGUUGGUGAUAAAUUAUCCAAAGAGGGUAUUAAGAAUAGAAUCUUGAGUCUUUUGAUUGAUAGAAAUGUUGAUUUGGAUCAAUUAUCCUCAGACAAGUUUCCCAAGAACACCAGUUUCAAAUAUUUAAGAACCAUUUCUUUGGUUUGUGGAUGUUAUGCUGCUAAUGUAUUGGAGAAUGUGGUAUUAUCAUUAAAUUAUGACAAAAGAGAUCAAGCAUUUGCAAGAGCAGAUGAAUUAAUGAAUUCUUAUAGUGAAUUCCCAUUCAACUUGACCCAACAAUCUUCGUUGAACGUUGGAUUUAAUUUGGGUCAAGAAGUUAGAGAUGAAAUGGAUCAAUCCAAGGCUUCAGAAUUACAAUUGGAAUUGGUGGCUGCUGUCUUGAGUGUGUUUUCAAGAAUGGACUCACUUUUGUAA